Cladocopium goreaui is the source of this 867-nucleotide messenger RNA. The record is from the annotation of a GenBank genome assembly. Lineage: Eukaryota; Dinophyceae; Suessiales; Symbiodiniaceae.
AUGCCGAUCCCCAUCUCGGAGCCUGAGACGCCGCCACAGCCCGCAAGCCGAGCGAAUUCCAAAGGAUCACCGGGCGACUCCUCGCCGCAGCGCAAGCUGAAGAAAGCUCGAAGCGAGCAUGUGAAAGGGCUAGUGACAAACCUGUGGCGCUCUCGUGAAGACGGUGAUUUCGUCUUCAACGUUUGUGGAGGUACCUUGCGAGCCCAUGGCUGCAUUUUAUCUGCCGCAUCACCCGUGUUCAAGGCCAUGCUAUCCAGCGGGAUGUCGGAGGGCCUCUCCAAUUCCAUGUCAGUGGAGGCAGAUCCGGCAGAACUGCAGGCGAUGCUUCGCUUCAUCUACUUGGGUGAAUUGGAUGCGACUGGACAACAGCUCCCAGGUGUACUGGAACUGGCACACAAGUACGAGGUUCUAGACUUGAUCCCUCCCGUUUGUGAAGCCAUGGUGGACCAGCUGACCAUCGACACGGCGGUGUCCUUUGUCCGCGUGCUUCGGUUGCUCGAGGCCGCAGGCGGCCCCGUGGCCCCGAUGGCGCCCCAGGCGGUGGACGGGACAUACGUGGUGGAGCUGGAGAAGGAGAUGGAGACACCCAGCUGUGAUAGUUCCACUGGUGUUCAAGCUUGGAUGACACUUCCGGCUGAGAGCCUCCCGAGUGUUCCACCUGCUGCGCGGACGACCUGUACUGGCUUGUCACAACCGAUUCAGCCUGUGGAGGUCACAACGAAAGAGCGUCCGUUUCUGGCAGAAUCUCAAGUGAGCUUUCCAGGAGAAGAUGGCGAAGCAUCUCCGAUUGCCCAAGCCUUCCAAGCCGUUGGCAAGAAGAUCGCGAGUGACCCUGAACUCUUGAUGGCCACUUUGAGAUCGCUGUAA